Phialemonium atrogriseum is the source of this 1503-nucleotide messenger RNA. RefSeq lists its product as uncharacterized. Gene Ontology annotation, cellular component: plasma membrane; fungal-type cell wall. The transcript has 3 exons. Bases 134 to 1342 code for a protein of 402 amino acids. The record is from RefSeq and is a predicted model, not a curated record. Gene Ontology annotation, biological process: fungal-type cell wall organization. NCBI's taxonomy places the organism in Eukaryota, Fungi, Ascomycota, Sordariomycetes, Cephalothecales, Cephalothecaceae.
CAGGACUUCUACAUUGCUCCGUCUAUUAACCCUCUCUGCCUGGACACCUGCCACUGCCACUGACCCCCACUACAAUCAAUUGGUAACUCGUUCGCAAGUUACGUCUUGCUAACCACCUGGCAGCUCCUCCAGAAUGAUUGCCAAAUAUUUUCUUCCGGCUGUCGCCGUCAUCGGCUCUGCCGCUGCCCAAAACCAAUGCACGAAGGCCACGGCCACCAUCGCUUCCCAGGCGGAGGCUACGCAGCUGUCGGAAUGCAGUACCUUUAAGGGAUCCAUCCUGCUGAACACGGCGGCCCCAGGAGACAUCGAUAUCUCGGGCAUCCAGAGAAUCACCGGCGAUCUUAUCUGCGAGAACAACGGUGCAAUUACCAGCCUCCAGAGCACGUCUCUCACGUCCAUCGAUGGUGCCUUCACGUUGACCAACCUGACUCUCUUGUCCAACCUCGGGUUCCAGGCCUUGAACAGCGUCGGCAGCAUCGGCUGGAGGUCGCUUCCUGCCCUUGGCCAGCUCAACUUUGGAGAUGUUGGCGUCACCACGGCCAAGACGGUCGAGAUCAGCGACACUUUCCUGAGCACCUUGGACGGUAUUGACCUCCGAACCGUUGAGACCCUGAACAUCAACAACAACAACCGCUUGACCGAGUUCACCAGCCAGCUCGGCAACCUGAGCAACAUCCUCAACAUCCAGGCCAAUGGACGUUUUCUGAAGGUUAACCUGCCGAACCUGAUCUGGAUCGCCAACAUGACUAUUGCCAACGUCUCGAGCUUCGAGGUGCCAUCGCUGCAGGUCGUCAACGGCUCUGCGCGGUUCGACUCGAACUUUUUCAGUUCGUUCUUUGCUCCUAACCUGACGGCGACGAAGUCUGGAGACGUCUCGUUCGUUGGCAAUGCCAACCUGACCAACAUCACGGCCCCGGUCAUGACCUCGAUUGGUGGUGGUCUCCUGAUUGCUAACAACACUGCCCUGUCGCGCAUCGACGGCUUCCCGAAGGUCAAGACCAUCUUCGGCGCGGUCAAACUUAGGGGCAACUUCACAUCUGUCGACUUCCCUGCGCUCAACGAUGUCCGUGGUGCCUUCGAUGUGUCCAGCACCAGUGAUAUCGACAAGUCUUGCGACAACUUCAAGACCCUUGCUCCUAGCAAGCAGGGUGGCGGCGGCCAGAUCCAGGGUACGUUCUCGUGCACUAGCAACAAUGAGAACGCCAACGAAGACACGGGCCGCAACACGACUGGUGGUGGCCGCGGUAAGGGCAAUGGUGACGGGAACGCAGCCGCUGGCCUCGGCAUCAACACUGCCAUCCUUAGCCUGGCCAUGGUUGGUGGUCUCGUUGCCCUGUUGUAAGGGAUGCCAUACCAGGCCUGUGCUGGGUCGCAUGCGAUAAAGUCAAUGGAAACCCGAGGGGCAGACUUCCCUCCACUGCCAUCGCCGUACACAGAUGCACUAUCACGUCGUUCCCUUUUAUUUUCCCCCGGGUUGAAGAGUUCGCCUAGACUGCUACUAUC